Nothobranchius furzeri (turquoise killifish) is the source of this 2185-nucleotide messenger RNA. Its product is annotated as zinc-binding protein A33. Gene Ontology annotation, molecular function: zinc ion binding; protein binding; ubiquitin protein ligase activity. Gene Ontology annotation, biological process: protein ubiquitination. NCBI's taxonomy places the organism in Eukaryota, Metazoa, Chordata, Actinopteri, Cyprinodontiformes, Nothobranchiidae. Gene Ontology annotation, cellular component: cytoplasm. The record is from RefSeq and is a predicted model, not a curated record.
AUGUCGGACUGCAGCUGGCUGUCACUUUACGGAGACUCUUCCAACAUGCUGACAAGGAAGCCCAUCUCUGAUGACGACUUGUUGUGCCCGCAGUGCUCCGGCAUUUACUGCCUUCCUGUUGUUUUAAUAUGUGGCCACAAUAUUUGCAAGGUUUGCUUGUACAGGUUCUGGGAAGUGAGGAGGUGUCGGAACUGUCCUGUGUGUGGCAUCGAGUCUUCCACUGGAGUGCCUCCUCUCAAUCUGGCUCUUCAGAAACGCAUUGAUGUUUUUAAAGUCCAUGCGCCCAUCGAGGAGUCAGACGAGUGCCUUCUUCACAACGAGAAACUGAAGGUGUUUUGUAACGACGACGAGGUACCCAUCUGUCUUGUCUGCCAAAUAUCUAAGCAGCACUCGGUUCACCAGUGCUGUACAGUGGAGGAAGCAGUCUUGACCAAAAAGGCUGAGAUUUCUGACAUACUUGACUCCUUAAGGAAAAAAGUCAAAAAUAUGAAUAGGACAAAGCAGCAAUGGGAGGAAACCAAAAAUUACCUGAAGACUCAAAGCUCUCAGGUGGAGACGCAGAUCAAACAGGAGUUUCAGAAACUUCAAAAGUUCCUCCAGGAUGAAGAGAACAUGAGGCUGAGGGCACUCAAGCAGGAAGAGGAGACAAAGGCCAAAGUCAUCAGCAAGAAGAUUGAAAACUUAGAAGAGCAGAUAAGACUCCUCUCCUUCACCAUCACCGAUGUUGACAAAGCCCUCACUCUGAAUGACUUACCAUUCUUAAAGAAAUGCAAGCAAAUCAAGAGCAGGGUCAAAUGCAACAUUCCAGAGCCAGAGACCAUCAGAGACAUUUUGAUCAAUUCUGCUAAGCAUCUGGGAUUACUUCCUUACGAAGUUUGGAAGAAGAUGUUAAACACGAUCAAUUACACGUCUGUCAUCCUGGAUCCAAACACGGCCCACUCUAACCUGAAGCUGUCCCAAGGUUUGACCAGUGUGCAGUACAGCAGCAAGAAGCCUCUACCUGAUAACCCCGAACGCUGCACCAGUCGAAUGUGGGUGUUGGGCGCCAACGGUUUCAUAUCUGGGAAGCACAGCUGGACAGUAGACGUAGGCCAGGGCAAAGACUGGUACAUUGGAGUGGCCAGAGAGUCCAUCAAACGAAAGAGCGCGGUCUUCCUCAGUCCCACUGAGGGCUUCUGGGUGAUUGGCCAGUGCAGCAUUGACUCGCUCUGGGCACAGACCUCGCCUCGGACCAGGAUCCAUGUGAAGCAGAAGCCUGAGAAGAUCACCAUAGAGCUGGAUUUCAUAAAAGGAAAGGUCGUCUUCAUCAAUAGUGAAGAUUCCUCAAUGAUCUACACGUUCAAAGAGAAAUUCUCAGAGAGGAUUUUCCCCUUCUUUGCUUUGGGGUUGGAGGACAGGCAAAACGCAAGCCCGCUAACAAUCUGCCCAAAGUUUCUAAGGGUGGAAAUAGAAUAAACACACAGCUCUCACACGCUGCUGAAGCAUCACACAUAAAACAAAGCAGCACUUUGAAUACAGAGGAGUAUUUCUGCACAAACAUUCAAGUUGUUUUAUUAUCACAUUUAGUGAAAUUACAGUUAAUUUAGUUGCAUUAACUCUCCUUGUUCUUUGGCUUCCUUUGUGUUGCCAUGUCUUUUAGUUUAGAGUCCAGUUUUCUUUGCAGGUAGGCCUUCUUGUUGGGGUCCAAGGAGUUGUCUUUCUUUCCACUGCCAGCAUAGAGAACGCCUUCUUUACUUAUUCUCAUCCGGGCGUGAGACUUGGCCUUCUCUCCACAGCCAUGAACCUAAAAAGAGGUUAAUAAACGAAUCGUUUUUGUGAACAGAUGGAAUUCUACACAUCUCCAUUCAAGUGCUGUAAUAUUUUCUUGUUGACCCCAAACAGAAAGAGGAAUAAGUUGUAGUAAAAGAUGGUUUGGUGGGUCUCUUACCUCUGGUAUGUGAUGACUGAGACAAUACUGCCUGUUGCAGAAGAUGCAAUGCUGUCCAAGCGUUAACACGGAGGCUUUACACUUCACAAAACUACAAACACUGUCCGCCUUCACCACUGUGCUGAUCAGAGAGUCAAAGUCAUCGUCUGGAGCAGCAGCAGCAGCGAUGUCACAAGCUCCAGCUUUAGUUUUGUUCUUUCCUGCAAGGAACAUGCUCAUUCUGUUAACCUGCUGAAAAUAAAGCACUUAUAAGAUUUG